CUGAAGUGUAGUUGAGCUGUUGUGUGUUUGUGUCUCUGUAUUCAUGCAGUAAAAUGGAAGAAGACAGAAUUUCAGUAAAUAAGAAGGAGUUCCUGUGUCCAGUGUGUCUGGAUCUCCUGAAGGAUCCAGUGGCCAUUCCCUGUGGACACAGUUACUGUAAGAGCUGUAUUACAGGCUGCUGGGAUCAGGAGGAUCAGAUGAGAGUCUACAGCUGCCCUCAGUGCAGACAGACCUUCAGUCCAAGACCUGCUUUAGCUAGAAACACCAUGCUGGCUGAAGUGGUGGAGAAACUGAAGAAGACCAAACUCUCUGCUGACUGUGACGCUGGAGCUGGAGAUGUGCAGUGUGACGUCUGUACUGGAAGAAAAUACAAAGCUGUCAAGUCCUGUCUGAUGUGUCUGAACUCUUACUGUCAGAAUCACCUCGAACAACAUGAGAGUUUGUUUAAAGGAAAGAGACACAAUUUGACCGAUGCCACUGGACGACUGCAGGAGAUGAUCUGCCAGAAACAUGAGAAGCUCCUCGAGGUUUUCUGUCGCACUGAUCAGAAAUGUAUAUGUCUGCUGUGUACGAUGGAUGAACAUAAAAACCAUGACACUGUAUCAACUGCAGCACAGAGGACAGAGAAACAGAAGCAGCUGAAGGAGACGCAGAAGUCGCUCCAGCAGAGAAUCCAGCAGAGAGAGAAAGAUCUUCAGCAGCUGAGAGAGGCUGUGGAGUCUCAGAAGCGCUCUGCACAGACAGCAGUGGAGGACAGCGAGAGGAUCUUUACUGAGCUCAUCCGCUCCAUUGAGAGAAGCCGCUCUGAGCUGAUACGGCUGAUCAGAGAUCAGGAAAAGCAAGCAGUGAGUCGAGCUGAAGGACGACUGGAGCGACUGGAGCAGGAGAUCAAUGAUCUGAGGAGGAGAGACGCUGAGCUGGAGCAGCUUUCACACACACAGGAUCACAUCCAGUUCCUGCAGAGUUUCCAGUCUCUCUCAGCUCCUCCUGAAUCUACAGACGUAAAUGAUGAUCCCUUCAUUUCUCUCGUCUCUUUUGAUGAUCUGAGAGAAUCUGUCCAUCAGCUGAGAGACAAACUGGAGGAUUUCUGCAAAGAGGAGCUCAAGAAGAUCUCAGACAGAGUCACAUUCACCAACAUUGUUCUCUGGACCAGGAAGGACUUCCUACAAUAUUCCCAUCAGCUCACUCUGGAUCUGAACACAGCGAAUAAACUCCUCCUUCUGUCUGAGAACAACAGAGUGAUUACUUACACUGACUCAGAUCAGUCGUAUCCUGAUCAUCCAGACAGAUUUGAUAAGUGGUGGCAGGUGUUGUGUAGAGAGAGUGUGUGUGGACGCUGUUACUGGGAGAUUGAGUGGAGUAGAGAUGUGUUUAUAUCAGUGUCAUAUAAGAGCAUCAGCAGGAAGGGAGGAGGUUAUGCCUGUGGGUUUGGAUAUAAUGAUCAGUCCUGGAGUUUGUUCUGCUCUCGCUCCAGUUACACAUUCAGACACAAUAACAUACAGACUCCUCUCUCUGUGAAGUCCAUCAGCAGGAGAAUAGGAGUGUUUGUGGAUCACGGUGCAGGAACUCUGUCCUUCUACAGCGUCUCUGACACAAUGAGCCUCAUCCACACAGUCCAGGCCACAUUCACUCAGCCGCUCUAUCCUGGGUUUACUGUUCAUAAAGGAUCAUCAGUGAAACUGUGUUGAUGAAUCAGAAUAGACUGAUGAGGGAUUCUACCCAUAAUGCUUUGAGCUGCAUGAUGAAUCAGUAACAGUGAGAUGUUAUAGAGUCUCUUCUUUUCUCAUUAAGGGCUCGUUCACAUAUCUCGCUCAAGUUCAUUAUUUCAAAUGUUCUGGUUUCUUCAGGCGAUGAACAGAACAGCUGAUCAUUAUAGAUUAUGAUUAUUUGUCUUUCUUGUUUUCUCGUGAUCUCGACAUAAUGAAAGUAGUUUUUCUUACAAUGAUUGUUUGAUGUUUAUAACACAAUGCGUCGUGAGUCUGCUGUUGCUAUAGUAACGAGCGCUACUGUGACGCAUCUGAUCGACAGAUAAACCACGCUCUUAUACUGUAUGUUGUGAUAUUUCACACACUUUUGCUUCGCAGAGUAAUAAACACUACAAUAAACAAAUAUAUGCUAAUCAAUCACUGCUGAUUUGUUUCCAGAGACAGGACGCUAAACGUGUUGUUUGUGUAAUUAACAUGUUUAAAUGAUCAGAGCAGGGCAGGGGCUCAAACCAAGAAAGGGGGCACUAAGGCGGCGGGUGCUUGUUAAUACAAAUUAUCCAGUUGUUACAAAUAUACAAUUAAAAUAGAAGACGACACACUCUGUACUAAUUUCAGAUAUUAUUGUAGAUGUUUUAAUAGAACAUCACAAUUACACAUAACUGUUUUGUUUGCUUUUUUUUCUACACAGUGUGCAGCAAAUUGGUGUUAUUUUUAUUAGAUCUGAUCAGGUACAAUAAUUUGAUUAAAUAUUCUAAUUCUACAAAUGUGAGUAUUUUUUACAAGUUAUUAGCACUUUUACAUCACCAUUACAGAGGUAAAAACAAAGCCCCUGUAAAUCACUUUAAGGAGUCAAAUAUCAGCUCCUGAUGGGAAUAUAGUUAUAUUGUGUGCGUCGAUGCCACAUAAACCACACACACAUAUAAUAUAAAGCCAACUGAAAGAUUGUUUUCCUGUGUCUACUUCAACUGUUCAUUAAAUACCCUCAAUUCAUGCAGUUUUUUUGUGUUUUUUGGUGUUGUUUAAAAAAAGAAUUUAUUUACCUCUAAAAGUACCAUAUUUUUCAUGUAAAAUAUGCUUAUUUUUUGUUAUAUUUAAUAUUUCUUAUACGUCAAAAUCUAAAAUUGUGGUGACAUCUGGUGACAUAUGAUGGCAUAAAAAUAUCAAAAUAUCAAUAGCCACUAUAUGGCUGUAGAACUCAAUGGCUGCAUAUAGGCUGAAAUCAAUAAACCGUUGUUUUAAUGAAUUUAAACUCUUAAGUUUUAGCUUUUAUCACAAGUUAAAAGUGUAGAGUUAAAAAAAAAAAACAUUUGUGUUGGGUCAAAAUAUGCUUACAGACAAAUCUGACCGUGCUAUAAGCAAAAGACAAAGUAGGAGACAGAGUUAUCAUUUAUUUCUAACAAAAAAACAUCAAAUUUCAAUAGCUUGAAAAAGUAAAAUGGAACCAAAUGGUGCCAAACAGUUAAGAAUAAACAAUAAACCUAACAAGCAGCAUGUUCCAGACAUUUCUUUUUACAUUUUCAUCAACAAAUCUUGCAGCAGGACUUUGAUCUGUGUGUGUGUGUGUGUGUGUGUGUGUGUGUGUGUUUGCCAUAUUGAGAAUGUUGUAUAGACUCACCCCUACAUUUAUGUGUAUGAUCUGCAUUGUGUUGGAUUUAUUGACUUUUAUUGGACAAAUAAAAAAAAAUG
This is a messenger RNA of Onychostoma macrolepis, 3392 nucleotides long. Its product is annotated as tripartite motif-containing protein 16-like. Bases 54 to 1688 code for a protein of 544 amino acids. NCBI's taxonomy places the organism in Eukaryota, Metazoa, Chordata, Actinopteri, Cypriniformes, Cyprinidae. The transcript has 6 exons. The record is from RefSeq and is a predicted model, not a curated record. Gene Ontology annotation, molecular function: protein binding; zinc ion binding.